This is a messenger RNA of Cercospora beticola, 444 nucleotides long. The record is from RefSeq and is a predicted model, not a curated record. Lineage: Eukaryota; Fungi; Ascomycota; Dothideomycetes; Mycosphaerellales; Mycosphaerellaceae.
AUGUUUGCCACCAAGUCAUUGGCCAUGUCCAGAGUGCUUGGUCAUGGCGGCGUCACUCCUAUGUUGAAUCGGUAUGCGUUUCGUCGAAAGGCUGAUGACGACGCCUUUGCACUGGAUAGUCUUGUGAAGUAUCGAGCUGUUGGGAAGUAUGAGGGCAGCUGCGGGCGACCUCUAUCAACGGGUGAAGUGAAGCGCGCCGCUAGUUGCAGCGGCCGCGCAGUACAGGCAGGGACAUUGCCUUCCUUCCUUCCACGCACUGACAGCAUCAACCUCGACCACAUGCGAAAGUCGACAACGCGUCCACGUCAGCAACGUGCCAGCUGCCGCCAUGAACGGCUUCAUUGCCGCCGCUCCACCAGGCCGGUAUAUGACAAUCGGCGAAGUCAAAUCCAUCGGAGCCGGCCAGAGCUGCUCUCUAUGCAACGAGAAGCGAGUCGCGGGUGA